Molecule: messenger RNA, 1269 nt
Organism: Capsicum annuum
Lineage: Eukaryota; Viridiplantae; Streptophyta; Magnoliopsida; Solanales; Solanaceae
Source: RefSeq, a predicted model, not a curated record
AGCUGGAGGAUGAUGUGGGUGAUCUUGAGAAUGCUGUUCCAGCAAAUAAGCCAUCUGUUGUUCUUUUUAUCGAUAGAUCGUCUGACUCGUUGAAGAUUAGAAAAAAUAGCAGGAAGGCUCUUGAUUCUUUUAGAGAGUUCGCCCUGAAGGUUCAGAUGUCAAAUGAAAUGAGUGAACUAAAAGCAUUCGGAUCACAAAAGACAUCUUUCAAUGCUUUUCAAGGAUCAAGAAGUACUUCUAGACACCCUAAAGUGGGGCUGUUGACAGCAUCUCAAAAGAUAAAUGUUAAUGACAAGAUGUCAAUUGUUGUAAUGAAUCAGGGGAAACAAGUCAUCCUAGAAGAUCUGGUUUCUGGUUUACAAGGCAGUACAUUGCAUGAAAUCUUGACAUAUGCGCUUCAGCAAAAGAAGGAAGUGAAAUUGAGCUCACUUGCGAAAGAAGCAGGAUUUCAACUUCUAUCUGAAGAUUUUGACAUCAAAACUGCUCAAGCUUUACCAGGUCAAACAGGAUUUCAGUCAAACAGGGUUUCAGAGAUCCUUGUGGAAGGUGUUUCUGAAGGUAUUAUUAAUCCCGAUAGAAAAACAAUGCUGCUUGAAGAUACCAUAGUGGGGAAGCUAUACAAUGAACAAGCUGAAUCAAAUGAAGCCAAGUCUUCUCAUGUUUGCCCAAAAGAUUCUGAAACUAUAUUGGUGCUCACAGAACUUCAGUCAGAUCAACUUUGUCCUUUAGAAGGUAUUCCAGAAGAACCUACUGAUUCAGGUAUGGAUCCAAUGCUGCAUGUUGAGGACGGGAAGCACAUCGUACAAUCAAACCCUAUUAGUAAUGAAUUGGCUCAGCAAAAUGAUGAGAAGAAUUUCCUUGAAGAUGAAAGUUCACAAAUAUCUGAAAAAUUUGGUCAUGAUGAUAUGAAGAAGGUCGCUGACAACCCUAGUGCAGAGGAAACAAUCAAGGAGCUGGAUGAGCAGAAAGAAAAUGAAUACUUCAGAGAGGCUCCAAUUCCACCAUUUGUUAAUCUGGAUUUUCAUGAGGCUGAUUCUAUCCCUCGACUGACGGGGCAUAUGUUCAAUGAGCUGGUCCUUGAUAAUCAGUCUGAUUCCAAAAAUUCUGGUAGUUCUCGAGAUAAAGAUAUUUUAGUUCUUUUCAGCAAUAGCUGGUGUGGUUUUUGCCAGAGGAUGGAACUAGUUGUUCGUGAAGCAUACCGUGCAAUCAAGGCGUAUAAUAAAACCCUGAGGGAUGGGUUUAAGAAUGAGAAACUCUCGUUGAAUGGGG